Molecule: messenger RNA, 2067 nt
Organism: Cuscuta campestris
Lineage: Eukaryota; Viridiplantae; Streptophyta; Magnoliopsida; Solanales; Convolvulaceae
Source: the annotation of a GenBank genome assembly
CUCGGGCGGCUGCAGGGCCUGGUCAGUGAGGGUAAGACGUGCGCACGAGGGUCUGCGAUCUUGGGUUUGAGGCCAUCGCCCGAGGGAUCCUACCUCCACCGAAUUGAGGCCAUCUUCGGUAUUACGGAUUGAGGCUAUCUUCGUCAUAGGCAAUAAAUGUUAAGUGGUUUGACUUUGGUGAAAGUCUAAAUUGGUUUGACCGGUGGUCAAAGAGUUCAUGAGAAACCCGUAACACCUAAAUGGUUUUGAGAAGAAAGAAAAUAAGUUGACUGUUGGUCAACCGUCUAAAGAACCGAAUGUAAAGUUGAAUUGAUUUUUAUUAAAAGGAUAAACUUAUGCACGAUCUUAAUUAUUGAAUUAUUAUGUUUAUUCUUGUGCUACAAUGGAGUACCACUCAGCGUCAAUGCUGAGCGGAUAGCGUUGUUUUCCUUUUUGCUGUCCGUAGGUGAACAGACAGAUGAACCUAGAGCCGAUCCCAGAGGGCAUUGAGGAGGAGAUUCUGGUCUCCACUCCGGAGGAUCGUUUGAAUGAGUUCGUCAAGAAGCUACGGCCGGACUUGAGGCCGUACGCCGCACUGAUCACGACGACAGAUUUUAAUGCGGCGUAUGAUUUGAUUGUGAAGACGGAAAAGAGCUUGGACGAUUUGCAGGCAACCAAGAAAGAGGAUCGAGCGACGAAAGACCCGCGACCCGCGGCCAGCACCGGGCCGAGCGGGAAGAGUUUUGGAUUCGGGGGAAAGAGGUACGAGAAGGGUUCUUCGAGUGCGCCGCCGCCUAAGAGGAGUAAGUCGAGGCCGUCUCCGUCGGCUGCCGCUAGCAACUCGAACAGAACGAGGAGCCACCCGCAAUGUGUACAUUGUGGUAGGCAUCACCCGGGCGAGUGUUGGCUCGCCCAAGGCUUAUGUUUGGGUUGUGGCCAGCCAGGGCAUUUCAGGAGGCAUUGCCCGACAAACCCUAGCAGCGAGCCUGUUUUACCUAGAGCUCCGGAUCAGCCAGCCGCAUCACAUCCAACACGAAGUCAGCAGUCUACGGCCGCAAAUAAUCAGCAGAGAGCACGUCCGCAGCAGUCAGGCCGGGCACCAGCCCGUACCUACGCCAUGCAUGGGCGAACAGAUCCUAGUCCCGAUGUUAUCUUGGGUACGUUCAUACUAUUUGAUUCGGUUAUGCAUGCCUUGAUCGAUCCGGGUUCUACGCUCUCCUAUAUCUGUGUUGGCGUGCCUGCUAAUUCUGCGAUUGUGAGGAGUGACCUUGAGAUACCUACCAUUGUAUCGAAUCCGCUAGGACAUAGCAUGCGUCUUCAUCACAUCUAUCAUAGGUGUCCGUUGUCCGCGCAAGGGAAGCAAUUCCCUGCAGAUUUGAUAGAGCUACCACACAAGGAGUUUGACAUUAUCCUUGGUAUGGAUUGGCUCACCGAGCAUAGAGCAGUGGUCGACUGCAGUUGUCGGACCGUACGGCUGAGAGCCGAGGACGGUAGCGACGUAUCACUCUCCGGGGAAGUGUUUCCCAAGACUCCCGAGUUCAUAUCGUCCUUGAGCGCGAGGCGCUUGAUUCGCAAGAAGUGCGAGAUGUUCCUGUGUCACGUUCAGGAUAUGCGAAAAGAAUCGCCACGUCAGCAGGACAUUCGUACGGUUUGCGACUUCCCUGAUGUCUUUCCCGAAGACCUACCUGGUUUGCCUCCGCCGAGAGAGGUAGAGUUCUCGAUCAAUAUCAUUCCGGGUAGACCCCAGCAAGAUUUCAGCCAUAGUGGAUUGGAAGACUCCGCGGAAUGUUCCGCCGGACGCCGCUGUUUCGCCCUCGCCGGAAACGAGCGCCGCCGAGUUGCAGCGUGGCUGUCUCUUUAAUGUGUUGAUUAUGCUUUAUUUAAUUAACUUUAAUGCUUAUUACGUUUUCGGGCAAGAUCCCAAGUUGUUUGACUUUAAAAAGGCUUCCGCAUUAUUUUAAAUUACUCCGAUGAAUUUUUAUAUGUAUUGAUAGAACAUUUGUUUAAAAUUGUUUUGAAAAUGUCGCAAAUUCGGAUACCAAUUCAGUGACACACCGGUCCGCUGUCUCACGGGUUUGGGUCAUGCGG